AGUGUUUUAAGACAAUUUGACGUGUGUGGACAUAUUUUACAAGAAGAAUUUUGUAAUAUAAAUACGUACGAAUACAUAUGUAAAUGCAUAUAUAUAUGUAUUAUACGCGCAUAUUUUUGUUUAAAUAAAAAUUUGUUAACAAUAUUUAUUAUAUGAUAAAAUAAUCCUUGAUUGAAUGCAUUCCGUGUCGUCUGUCCCUGGAGAAUAUAAUCGCGACAAUUUCGAUUGCAGUAUAACAAGAGAAUAGCAGCAGCAGCAGCAGCAACAACAACUAUAACAAAAUAGACUUUUCCCUCUGGUGGCAAUAAUAGGGAAGUGUGAAGAUUCACUCAAAAUUUGUGGAAUUUUUUUUAAAUAAAAUAGAGCACAACAAAAUAGAGAAACAAAAAUGAGUCAAUGUUUGCCAGUCAACGCCAAAAUGUCAAAGGCAAAAAAAGUACUGGAUGAGGCACGCGAAACCCAAAAUCGUGAACUUGAUUUGGUGGACAAGGGGAUUAACUCCUUUGAGGAGUUACCCGGUUUGUUUAACAUGUCGAAUAUAACGCGACUUACGUUAAGCCACAAUAAAAUCAGUAUGAUCAAUCCUGGAAUAGCAAAUUUAUUGAAUCUGGAGAUUUUGAACUUAUCUAAUAAUCAAUUGCAUGAGUUGCCUGUAUCAUUAUCAUCAAUGCCAAAGUUGCGCAUUUUGAACGUGUCUAUAAAUCGACUGGAUAGCUUGCCACGUGGGUUUGGAGCAUUUCCAAUGCUUGAAGUAUUAGAUUUAUCAUAUAAUAAUUUGACUGAAAAAGUGCUCCCUGGCAACUUUUUCAUGAUGGAGUCAUUACGAGCACUAUACUUGGGUGACAACGAUUUCGAAUAUAUACCAAACGGUCUAGGAAAUUUAAAAAAUUUGCAGAUUCUGGGUUUACGUGACAAUGAUUUGCUAGAACUGCCACGUGAAGUUGGUGAAUUGACACGUUUACGUGAAUUGCACAUACAAAAUAAUCGUUUGCAAGUUUUACCACCUGAAGUAGGACAUUUAGAUUUACUUGGAAGUAAAUCGGUGAUGAAGAUGGAAGAAAAUCCUUGGGUUACGCCAAUUGCUGAACAGUAUCUAUUGGGCAUAAGUCAUGUGAUUGAAUAUAUUAAAACGGAAACAUAUAAAAUAAUUUAUAGCCGUCACAUACAAGCUGGACGUAGUGUACCACCACCACCUAAAGCCGACAAAAGCAAGAAAGCAUCCAGAAUGCGUGCUUAACUGCUUGCAGAAUAUCUAAUUAUCUUAAGUAACUAAUGUGCCUUGUCUAAUGGAAAUGAAAGAAUUUGUAUAUGACACAAUUAACUGCCUUACUACGAACUGUGGUUUAAACGUAUUUACAUAUGUUUUAUUAAUUGUUAAAACUAAAAUUAACGAAUAACAGAAUAUUAUGGAGGUAUGCUUGCAUCUUUUAUAAUUAAGUGUUUUGCAGUAGAUAAAAUAUAGUGCAAGAAUUUUCUAUUUAGUAA
Teleopsis dalmanni is the source of this 1485-nucleotide messenger RNA. It is a transcript of the gene ics, whose product is annotated as ras suppressor protein 1. Gene Ontology annotation, molecular function: protein binding. Lineage: Eukaryota; Metazoa; Arthropoda; Insecta; Diptera; Diopsidae. The record is from RefSeq and is a predicted model, not a curated record. The transcript has 4 exons. Bases 389 to 1237 code for a protein of 282 amino acids.